Molecule: messenger RNA, 2322 nt
Organism: Pantherophis guttatus
Lineage: Eukaryota; Metazoa; Chordata; Lepidosauria; Squamata; Colubridae
Gene: ATF7IP2
Product: activating transcription factor 7 interacting protein 2
Biological process (GO): regulation of DNA-templated transcription
Cellular component (GO): nucleus; transcription regulator complex
Molecular function (GO): transcription coregulator activity; protein binding
Source: RefSeq, a predicted model, not a curated record
UGGCCGGCAGGAACGGCCGUCGCCCCCACGAGGAGGGAGGAGGCUCCCGGAUCUUCCGGGGACUCGAACGGCGCUCCUCCCUCCCGGGGGUCUGGCCCGCGGCCGGCAAGGGAGGCGGAGGGGUCCGCGGGUCACCUAGUCCAGCCCCAGAGACCCCCCCCGCCCUUUGGAAGCCGGGAGAAUGAAUCCAGGCGUGGAGGUCCAGAAGCCGCUGCGGGCCAGGAAGACGAUGGCGCUGAGCAGCCGGAAGCAGAUGGAGCAUCUGAGGAAGAUGAGGAGUGGAGAAGGAGCCGGGGGCCAAGAGAGGCCGGCUGAAGCCAACGGGCUCAGUCCCCAGCCCCAGGAAGAGCUCCGCAGCAGCGAGACCGGAGCCGGAGGGAAGCCGCCGGCGGCCAAGGAGCCCCUGGCCAGCUUGCUGGUGAAUUCUGAAAUCAGCAUUUAUAAGGACCCCCAGAAAAUGCUCCCGAACCCGGACGUCAAGAGGUUCUUGAAUGCCGGCACGUUGCAGGACAUCCUUUGGUACUGGUAUGAAAAGGAAUCCGCUUCCCCUGUGUUGAAGCCGGUCGAAGUGUCCCUGGAAUCGGGACCAGCUGGGCAGCUCCCGGAUCAACUCCCGGUAGCCUCUUCCACGCAUGAAAACACCACCAUAAAUGCAGCAGCCAAAACACCCGUCUGCCAAACUCUUCCAGCAUUGCAAGAGAAAGCAAGCCGCCUCGGGGUGCCUGAAAGAGACAGGGCGCCCACAGUGCACCUGGGAGACGGUCAGAGGAAGAGGACAGCGUCCAGCAACGGCGAGGAAGGCAACGUCCUUUCCAAGCGCAGCAAAGCCUCCGGGGAUCCCGCUGAGGGGACCACCCCAGCCUUGGAGAAAGCGGAGUCCGGGCUGGGAAAGGUCAAGUGCUUGAUUCAAAGUCGGCUGGAGGCCUCGAUGAGAGAAUUGGACCAGGGUCUCCGACGCUUAAAUGAAAGAAUUGAUCACACGCAGUGCCUGCGGAAACACGAAGGCAUCGCUAUUAAGAUUGUAAAGAAAAUCUCCAGACUGGACAGACACAUCAAUGCUGUGAUAUCGUUCCAGAGGAAGGAGCGAUCCCAAAAAGUCAAGCAGCCCAGGGCCCACGCUCAGUGUAAAAUGUUAAAUGGUGCCACCCUGCCUCCGAACACGAGCGCAGUUGGCAAGCCGGUGCCACCAAAAAAGCCAACAUCGACCGAAAUCUUGUCUUCCACUGCAGAAAGGUCGUCCGGUGCUGAUGUGGUCCUUUGCGUUGAGGCGCCGAAGCCAAGCUCAGGGGUGCUGGCAGCCAGGGCUCCAGCCCCUCCACCGAAAGCAGCUUCUGGAUACCCAGACCCUCCAGGUGACCAGGAUGCGUUGGUGAUUGACUUAACAGAUGAAGAAAGCAAUCCUGAUAAAGAAGAGAAGAAAAAAGUUGCAGGAAGCCAGGAAAGCCGUCCAGAGAGCCUUCUGCAGCCUGAAAGAGAAUCCCCGGAUCAGGCGCCUCCGAGGUUUCCACACCUGCCUCCCUUGCCGAGCGUUGAGCCGGACCCAGCGCACUGGAAGGACCUCGGAGACAGUCGGCCCCCUCAGAAGCUGCAGCUGGUGGUGGCUCAGGUGAACCAGCCCAAAGGCAUCGCCCUCCAGUGGAACAUCAGCCGAGUGGACCCCCGGUGCGCCCCCAUCGAGAGCUUCUCCCUAUUCAUCUGCCUGGAGGACGUCAGCAACGGGACCACCUCCGAGUGGAAGAGGACCAGCGUCAUCAAGGCCCUCCCGCUGCCCAUGGCCUGCUCGCUCUCCCAGUUCCCCCGCUCCGUCAGGUGCUACUUCACCAUGCAGUCCAAGGACGUUCACGGGCGCCACGGGCCUUUCUGCGAGGUCCAGUCCAUCUCCGCUCUCUAGUGGGGGCUUCGGGGGAGCGGCAGGGCCCCUUCCCUAACCUGACACCCCUUUUCCCAGAUACUUUUUAGGGGCAUUAUUUCCCCAGCUCAGUGUGUUGAAAACGCCCCGCCCAGUUCUUGGUUGCCCUUUUUUUCCCCUCCCGCACCAAGCUGGCAUCACAUGUGGGAGAACAUCAGAGAAAAGGCUGGGAAGACGGCCUCCCAACGCUGAUGUCUCCAGAGAGAAGAAACGGGAGGUUUCCCCACUUCACCACCGGGGAGAAUCAGACUCAAGACCUCCAAGAGGGGGAACUUUGCUUUCAGUAUUGUUUUCAUCUCUUCACCAGCAAUGAAUGAGAGAGAGAGACGAAUGAUCUCUUGUCCCAAAGCCAAGUGGGUUAAAAAAAAAAUUUUUUUUAAAAAAUAAUAAAAUAAAGUGCCUUUUCUGUUGGA